Molecule: messenger RNA, 491 nt
Organism: Brassica napus (rape)
Lineage: Eukaryota; Viridiplantae; Streptophyta; Magnoliopsida; Brassicales; Brassicaceae
Exons: 2
Coding region: 100-429 (109 amino acids)
Source: RefSeq, a predicted model, not a curated record
UUGGUUAUAAAUUUCGUACGUAUAUAAAAUUAGUUUUGAGGAGAACAUAGUCAAAUCUAUUAUAAACAAAACACAAGGAACCGUUAGAGAGAGAAAGGGAUGACGAAGUGGAGUGUGGUGAUGAUGAUAGUAGUGUUGGUGAUAGCUACCAUGGAACGAGAAGCAGAAGGAAGUGUAUGUUUAUUUAAUUGCUUGAAAAAGUGCCGUCACAAGGAUCCUUCUGUGAGAAGAUAUUGUAUCUGCGAGUGUGUUUUCUUGUGCACUAUCGACUUCAAGAGCCCACAAGGCAAUCAACUUGCCGAAAGAAAAUCUUUCUACCAAGCUCUGAACCAAACAUGCGGCCAAACACCUAAUGCUCCAUCACCAUCACCACAGAUGAAAACAAGCUUUAGUAAAGAGAUACUCGCGAGAGAAGAUGUUCAUGGCUAAAUUCUCUAGAUUUUGUAUAAGUGACAAAUAAAAAUCAAUAAAAUCUUCAAGUGUUUACUUUA